CGAUAUGCAGCGAGGCAUGCUGGGAUCGCUCCUCUUCCCAGCCAUUGAGGAAGGAAGGGCUGUUGUGAAUGCGGUACUGCGGAGUGCUCUCGACGGCCGGGUUCUCUUUCGGUCUAUGUCCCACUAUGCUUUCCUGUGACAUAUGUGGUGAGACAGUAACCUCAGAACCAGAUAUGAAGGCUCACCUAAUUAUUCACAUGGAAAAUGAAGUUAUCUGUCCAUUUUGCAAGUUGUCAGGUAUAAAUUAUGAUGAAAUGUGUUUUCAUAUUGAAACUGCUCAUUUUGAGCAGAAUACACCAGAAAGAAACUUUGAGAAACUAAAUGCAGUACAGUAUGAAAAUUCAGACAGCAAGACCACCACUGUGCAGAGUACAGUGGAAGUUAAUUCAAGUAUUCAUUUGGCUUGUGCAUCUAAUUUUCCAAAAAAUGCAACUCAAAGCCUUGCUACAGAUGGGAAUUUAAAACAUGAAGCUUUUUAUACAGAGAAUAUAACUGAAUUUAAAAAGUACUUGAAGAGCAAGGAAAAGCAGUCUGGAUUAUCUGAGGUUCAAGGAUCAAUGUAUGAAACAACAUAUAGCCCUCCUGAAUGUCCAUUUUGUGGAAAAAUAGAGGAAUGUAGUCAAGAAAUGGAAACUCACAUGAAAACAAAGCACGCCAGUCUUUUAGAAGCUCCAUUAGAAGACUGUCAUCAACCACUCUAUGACUGUCCCAUGUGUGGGCUUGUCUGUACAAAUUACCAUAUUCUCCAAGAGCAUGUGGACUUGCAUUUAGAAGAAAGCUGCUUUCAACAAGGCAUGGACAAAAUCCAGUGUUCUAGUGAUCGAGAAUUAGCUCACCAGCUUCAACAAGAAGAAGACAGGAAGAGGAAAUCUGAAGAAUCAAGACAAGAACAGGAAGAAUUUCAGAAGUUGCAGCGGCAGUAUGGUUUAGAUAAUUCUGGAGGAUACAAACACCAGCAGCUACGACAUAUGGAGAUAGAAGUAAAUAGGGGAAGAAUGCAUCCAUCUGAAUUUCAUAGCAGAAAAGCUGACAUGUUGGAAUCAAUAGCUAUUGGUAUUGAUGAUGGAAAAACAAAAACUUCUGGAAUUAUUGAAGCCCUCCAUAGGUAUUAUCAGAACACUGCCACAGACGUGAGGUGUGUGUGGCUUUCUACAGUGGUGGAUCAUUUUCAUUCAUCUUUUGGGGACAAAGGUUGGGGUUGUGGCUAUAGAAAUUUCCAGAUGCUACUGUCAUCGUUACUGAAAAAUGAUGUAUAUGGUGAUUGCUUGAAAGGUAUGUCAGUUCCUUGUAUUCCAAAAAUUCAGUCCAUGAUUGAAGAUGCAUGGAAUGAAGGUUUUGAUCCUCAGGGAGCCUCUCAGCUUAAUAACAAAUUACAGGGAACAAAAGCCUGGAUUGGAGCAUGUGAGAUUUAUACUCUUCUGACCUCUCUGAAAGUAAAGUGCCGCAUUAUUGAUUUUCACAAGUCGACUGGUCCUUCGGGUACACACCCUCGCUUAUUUGAAUGGAUAUUGAACUAUUAUUCUUCAGAGAGAGAAGGGAACCCAAAGGUUGUGUGUACAUCUAAACCUCCCAUCUAUCUCCAGCAUCAAGGUCACAGUCGAACAAUUAUUGGAAUUGAAGAGAGAAAAAACCGAACAUUGUGUUUACUAAUAUUUGAUCCCGGAUGUCCUUCUCGAGAAAUGCAGAAACUAUUAAGGCAAGACAUAGAAGCUAGUAGUCUGAGGCAACUGCGGAAAUCUGUGGGAAAUCUGAAACAUAAGCAGUACCAAAUUGUAGCUGUAGAGGGUGUCCUUUCACCAGAGGAGAAACUUGCCAGAAAACAAGCUUCUCAAGUGUUUACAGCAGAGAAGAUUCCUUGAAUUAGAUAUUUCUGUGGUUUUGUAAUUAUCUUUUUUUCUGCUACUGAUACAGUUGAAUUUGAUUUUGCUUAAGUCCUUGAUAUAUUUAAGUAAUAAAUGCCUGUUAUCUUCUCCGCAUAUCAUCGUCUAGUACUUAGUUGAAUAAAAUACCUUGUUUGUAUUGUUGGUUUUGAUUGCUGGUCCACAUAUCAGAAACUUGUCUUAUAGUUAUAAGCUAAUGUGAAUUACUUGUGUUAGCAUUCUUAGUACUUAGCAUCUGUUAAUAGGUUUAAUUUAAAAUGGUUGUUGAGGCAAGUAUUGUUACUAUUAUUAUUAUUUAACUUUUUAUUGAUUCUUUGUGAGUUUCACAUCAAGCUUCACAGUCAGGCUUAUCUCCACAUUUCUUCUUGUCUACCUAUCACCCUUGCAACCCACCAAUAAAAAACACAAACAACAGCAACAGCAAAACCAAAGCAUAGAAAACAUUGUGGAAGUUGUAGUAUGUUACAGUGUGUCCCCCAGCAUAUCCCUCUGUCCACACAUCUUCACUUGCAAAUGGUUAUUACAAUGAGCUAUUGCUCUGUUCAAGAUCUCUAGCUUCUGUGACACUGUCUAUAUCACAGAUGAUACAGAUUUUGGAGUGGGCCAUCUUAGAGUUCUGGAUCUGGGUCUGGGUAGUCACACAGCUGGUCAGCCCACUGGCUCUCCCUUAUCUGAACCACUAGGGGGAGUUCUCCACCACUGCUUAGGUUAGGCCACCCAAGGCUGCAAUCAGCAGAAGGCUGAGGUAACUCUUGUUCUCAUCCUUUCAGGCGGGCUCACCCAUGCCUUCGCCAUCAGGGCCAAACCCACUGUCUUGCCCAGCGAGGUGUAGGGCCUGCUCUCUUGAGUGCUAUAGCUAGUGAGAGAGCAGGGCUAGCUCUCCCUCUCUAAUGCCUUUGGAGUCAGCUCUCCUGACUACCAAAGGUGGUAAGGGGGUGGGUGUCAUACCUGUGCAGAUGAGUGGCAGGGUCAGCUCAACCACACUCCUGCCAUUAGGGCCCGCUCCACUGUGCUUCCUGGGUGAGGCACAGGGCCUGCUUGCCCGAAUGGAGUGCUGCCAGCAGUCAGAGUUGGAGCCAGCUUUUCAGAACUCUGCACCUAGUAAAAGGCAGAGCCAGUUCUGCACAGACUCUGGACAUCCAGGUGGUCUCUAGCUGCUGCUCCAGCCAGAGACAUUGAUACUGACCCCUGCCACUGCAUAACCACGCACUCAGACGUGGCCCUCAGCUGCAGCCCAGGUUGGGACCUUACUGUGGCCCCAAGUGACAGGGCUGGCCAUUUACAACAGGCUACUCCUCUCUACCUUCGAAUCUCUAGUUCCAUCCUUCAUAAUGCUGAAGCUGUUCUACCUCUCUUCUCUCCCUUCUGACUACCACAUACAUACCCACACACUAUGGUAGUUCCAGCUGCAGACUGGCCAUGUGGCUGGCUGGUCUCUGGGUGAUAUCCCCCAUCCAUGCUACGUGGUGUGUCGUUGAGCAGGUGACCGUGGCCCACCUGUGCCAUGCACUGGAGGGCAGGUCUGUGGGUGGCAUAUCAGUCCACAUGUCUCUGCUGUCUUCCUUCUGCACUGCAUUGCCUAGAUUUGGUUUGAUUUUUAUGUGUCCUAGGCAUAAAACAGUUUUGGCCACCAAGCCAGGCAUCAAGCUAGGAUGAACAAAGGACUGCCUUCUGCUCUGCCCCUGACUGAUAUAAGACCACCACCAAUAAGCUGUCUCUUUGCCCAUUGCCAGGAGGGCAAGUACUAUUAUUAGCCAUAUGAGGGAGCUGAAUCUCUGAGAAAUUAGUGAUUUAUUCAAGAACAUAACUGUGUUCCAAGAUGGAGCCCACAGAUGUCUCACUAUUUUUCUUUUGUUAAUCUAGGUUUUAUUGCUGUGGUAGGUAUACAAGAGCUAAUUUAAAGGAGGAAAUGUUUAUUUUGCUUCAUGGUUUCAGUGCUUGGUAGGCUUACUUGGUAGGCCGAGACAGAACAUCAUGGUUGCAGGCUGUGGAGGUGCUUGAGCAGAGCACUUUACUCACUGUGGCCAGAAAGCUGAGGGAGGGGCAGGAAGGGGCCAGGAACAUGCUAAGUACACCCAGAGUGACCUGCUUCCUCCAGUAGCAAGUUCAGAUAAUCCUUCAAAUGACUAAUCUACUGGCUAGGUCAGAACUCCAGGUCCAAUUAUCUCUAUAACUGGAUCUACCAGUUGAGUCCAGACUUUGAACACUUGAGCUAUUUAGGGGACACUGAGAUUACCAUAUAAUGAGAUUCCAUUCAUGCUGUUUAGUUAUUGCCUUACUGUGUAACAAGCUCUAAAAUCAAGGAUUCUCUUGUCAAAUAUGUCCACAAAUCUAUGUCUCUGAUGAGCGUCUUCUGUUUUAAUAUGUCCUAUAUAGGAAAGGAGUGUUAGAGUCUGGUCAUGUAUCCUUUGUAUGCAUGUAUGCAAGAAUCUUUUGCUAUACCUCACAAAGGGAUUAUUAUUGAAAGACUCUUAGAAUUUGUGGUUAACUUAGAGAAGUGGGUUGGAACCAAAUCAGAAGCUACAAUUUUGUGUCAGUUAUUAUAGCAGGAACAAUCAAGUUAGAAGCUGUACAAUGUUCAAAUUUCAGAUUAUAAAGAGAGCAAACAUAGAUGAUUGUAGAAGUCCUCAGAAAGAAAUGAGAAGAAAUGGAUAUUGAGCAAUUUAAAAUGUGUUUCCUAAAAAGAGUAAGAACCUGCUUGAAGAUACACGAAGUGCAGUGCUCCAGCAAAGACUGAAUUUUGUACCCUUUUUUAUUUUAAUUUUUAUCUUUUUAUUAAUUACAGUUUAUUCACUCUGUAUUCCGGCUGUAGCCCUCUCCCUUCUUCCUUCCCAAUUCCACCCUCCCUCCCCAUCUCCUCCCACACCCCUCUCCAAGUCCACUGAUAGGGGAAGUCCUCCUCUCCUUCCAUCUGAUCUUAGUUUAUCAGGUCUCAUCAGGACUGCUUGCAUUGUCUUCCUCUGGGCCUGGUAAGGCUGCUCCCUCAUUUGGGGGAGGUGAUCAAAGAGCCAGCCACUGAGUUCAUGUCAGAGACACUUCCUGUUCCCCUUACUAGGAAACCCACUUGGAGACUGACCUGCCAUGGGCUACAUCUGUGCAGGGGUUCUAGGUUAUCUCUAGGUAUGGUCCUUGGUUGGAGUAUCAGUCUCAGAAAAAGACAUCUGUGCCCAGAUUACUUGAUUCUGCUGCUCUCCUGUGGAGUUCCUGUCCCCUCCGGGUCUUUCUCACCUUUUUUUGUAAGAUUCCCUGCAUUCUGCCCAAAGUUUGGCUAUGAGCCUCAGAAUCUGCUUUAAUACCCUGAUGGGUAGAGCCCUUUGUGGUAGGCUCCUGUCCGGUUUCCUGUUUUCUCCCUCUUCCAAUGUCUGUUCUGUUUGCUUUCCUGAGUGAGGAUUGAUCAUCUUAUUCUGGGUCCUCCUCCUUGCUUAGCUUCUUUAUGUGUACAGAUUUUAGUAUGUUUAUCCUAUAUUAUAUAUCUAAUAUCCACUUAUAAGUGAGUAUAUACCAUGUGUGUCUUUCUGCUCCUGGGAUACCUCACUCAGGAUGAUCUUUUCUAGUUCCUACCAUUUGCCUGCAAAUUUCAUAAUUUCCUUGUUUUUAAUUGCUGAGUAGUAUUCCAUUUUGUCAAUAUACCACAAUUUCUCUAUGCCUUCCUCAGGUGAGGGGCAUCUGGGUUGUUUCUAGGUUCUGGCUAUUACGAAUAAAGCUGCUAUGAACAUGGUUGAUCAGAUGU
This is a messenger RNA of Psammomys obesus (fat sand rat), 5610 nucleotides long. RefSeq names its product zinc finger containing ubiquitin peptidase 1 (gene Zup1). NCBI's taxonomy places the organism in Eukaryota, Metazoa, Chordata, Mammalia, Rodentia, Muridae. The record is from RefSeq and is a predicted model, not a curated record. The transcript is spliced from 10 exons. Bases 69 to 1859 code for a protein of 596 amino acids.